CAGAAACCGAAACUUUUUGCCUCUGCCUUCUGAUGAUAAAGCAAUCUGCAUUGAUUGCGGAAGAGUCCCAAGAAAACCCAAGGAAACAUGAUGAGAUCCAAAUCCCUCUUGAUAGCAAUAUCAAUCGUUCUCUUUGGCGGUGAGGUUGCAGAGCAAGCAAACGCCCAAAGCACCUCCAAUUACUUUAUGCUACAAAACGACAAUGGCUGCAUUGGCAGAAGACGAGACGGCAGCGAUGAUCUUGUGCUCAAAACUUGUGAUCCUACAGAUGAACACAUUUUUUGGAGAUGGGAUGUCAAUCAAUUUCGCUCCUACACGGAUGAUGCCAGUUGUAUGCAGGUGGGACAACUACCCAAAAUAAGUACUGGAACAGGAGCUCUCCAGCGCGGAACUCGCGUCUAUAGCAAACCCUGUGCCAUCGCAGGAAGCGCCCGAGACCCAUUUCAAGCAUUCGAUUUAUUCUUCGAAGGAGGUCCACUAACUUUGAUGGACCGCCCCGACCUCUGUGUCACUCAUUUUGGUGCUGAUCCUAGUGUAGGAGAAUCUCGCAUCAUGAUGAUCCCAUGUGCUGAAUUGAUGGGUGAACGGGCCUUGGGAUGGGCGAUUGUUGCAGUGGACUUUGAAGAGGACUACUUUGUUCUGGAUUCUGAACCAGGAAAUGGCCGGGCUGGCUGCAUGGGACGAAACCUCGAUGGCAGCGAUGAACUUCUGUACAAGACGUGUCGGUCAGAUGACGAUGCCAUUCAAUGGCGAUUUGACAACCAAGGACGGCUCAGAAACAGAGUGGACGAUACAGAAUGCCUGCAAGCUGGUGAAAACAUUCAGGUGUUAGAAGGCACAGAAGCCUUGCGGCGUGGUAGUCGUGUCUUUGUCAAGAAAUGUGCCAGUCCGAACAGCGCCAGAGAAGACUUUCAAAUAAUUGACGAUUCCUGGAACGGGGAAGGUAUCAUGACGUUGGAAGCCAGGCCUGACCUUUGCAUGGUUCACUUUGGAGCAGAGCCUGUAUGGGGGGAGACACGAAUCAUCAUGGUACCAUGCGCUGACCUGGGAGGAGUUCGGUCCAAGGGAUGGGAGGCCACAGAUCCUUGCGACAAUCCGCCAACCUGCAAUUUCCGAGCCUUGAACGCCACAACAGAAGGAACAGAUGAAGGCACAAUUACAAUUAAUCCCGUUGUUGGGAAUGCUACUGGUAAUGGAACGGUGGCUGUUUCCAGGUCUGAGGAUGACGCCACUGGCACCGAGAGCGUCCCAAUCAUUCCUAUCUUCGGCAAUAUUGCGGGCAAUGGUACGGUUGCUAUUUCCAGGGCGGGGUCUUCUCAAACUGAGGAUGACACCAAACCAUCAACUAAGACUUACAGUCAGGAGAAGUAUUAUCCAAUCUUAAUAGAUUGGGAUGAGGAGCCGUGAAGCCCUAGUUGCUUAUGGAGAGUCGAAAGAUGGGUUCUAAUCUGGGUGGAGGCGGAAUAGCCAAAACAAACCGGUGGAUAGGCAACUUUGCUAAAUUCAGGCAUCCACAAACGCAAGGAUGAUCUGCUUCACCGUGCUCCCUGAAAUGGAAGCAUGCUCUGACAGGUACCAACCAAAUGAUUCAUAAGAGUAGAUAACAAACAACUGUUCUUUAGUAAAGAUAUAUUUGUGUACUUCACCGCGCG
Seminavis robusta is the source of this 1652-nucleotide messenger RNA. The record is from the annotation of a GenBank genome assembly. NCBI's taxonomy places the organism in Eukaryota, Bacillariophyta, Bacillariophyceae, Naviculales, Naviculaceae.